Messenger RNA from Aspergillus heteromorphus CBS 117.55, 425 nucleotides. RefSeq lists its product as uncharacterized. NCBI's taxonomy places the organism in Eukaryota, Fungi, Ascomycota, Eurotiomycetes, Eurotiales, Aspergillaceae. The transcript has a single exon. The coding region runs from base 90 to 365 and encodes 91 amino acids. The record is from RefSeq and is a predicted model, not a curated record.
UGAGCUUGAUUGAUGUAGCGUUUUCCCCGACCUGCCAUCUACGGGCGGCGGGCUCGUGUGAUAUCCGGUGUUUUUUCUGACAUGUUGAUAUGAUUUGUGCGAAGAUCUCUGCGGGCGUUGGGUCGUUGUCGUUUAGCCUUGUGUCUGUCUCUCUCUCUGUCUGUCUGUCUGUCUGUCUGUCUGUGGGUAUGUGUGAUUGGCAUUGUGCUUGUGCUUGUGCUUGUGCUUGUGUGAUUCAUGUUGACCUACCUACAUGCUCUUUUUCUCCUUACGACUCUGGCUGGUUUAUGAGCGUGGGAACGGUGUCCGGGUCCUUACUUCCCUUCGGAGUGCGCCAUAGACCAGGAUUAUUGCUUUUGAUAUAGCAGUCGCGGGUGACUGACGGACUGACUAGCCGAAUGAUAUGAUAUGAUACGCACGAUGCC